AUGCAGAACGGGCGAAUUGUUGGUAGAGAGAACGGACGGAGUGCUCUCACUGUGGCGCGACGGUCAUAUACUGUCGGCUUUGUUCAUCAACAAACCGAGUAUAUAAAAGAAGCAUCGAGAGCCGGGCACUUCCUUCAGCUCACCCCCGCCUCUCUUAAUCCGCCAAACACAAAAAAAAACAAGAAGACCGAAGAAACUGAGAGACAUUGUUCAAUGAAGCCACCCUCGAAGCCCAUCUUGUUGGCCGUCCUGCUCUCGACGCCCGCGAAGCAUGUGAGGAGUUUUACGUGCGGGAAUCGGGAGCAACCGGUUGGCGGCUGUGCCCAAGAGACCAAGGACUCUCAGUGUGGGUCGUCCUCGCGAAGACCAUGCCCGGCGACUUCACUUACGAUUGCAGCUUCGCUGCGACCCCGUCCCCGACGCUCCCGCCACCCUCAAAACGUUCAUGGCUUGCUUGUUGCAAACCACAAGCUCAUUGCCGACUCAGCCGGUAUUCUUUGGUACUGUGUCGAAGAUGGCCGGCCGACCCGCCUUCGAUUCGCGCGGCACUUCCUUCUAUCCCCUCAACUGCACCCAGCCCAUCAUUCCUGCCCACUCACAACAACAUGCACACAAAGCGCGUGAUUUUCUGGCCAGAUCAAC
Molecule: messenger RNA, 642 nt
Organism: Puccinia graminis f. sp. tritici CRL 75-36-700-3
Lineage: Eukaryota; Fungi; Basidiomycota; Pucciniomycetes; Pucciniales; Pucciniaceae
Exons: 3
Coding region: 1-624 (207 amino acids)
Source: RefSeq, a predicted model, not a curated record